This is a messenger RNA of Alternaria conjuncta, 6261 nucleotides long. RefSeq lists its product as uncharacterized. The coding region runs from base 1 to 6261 and encodes 2086 amino acids. The record is from RefSeq and is a predicted model, not a curated record. Lineage: Eukaryota; Fungi; Ascomycota; Dothideomycetes; Pleosporales; Pleosporaceae. The transcript is spliced from 2 exons. Gene Ontology annotation, cellular component: fatty acid synthase complex. Gene Ontology annotation, biological process: long-chain fatty acid biosynthetic process. Gene Ontology annotation, molecular function: [acyl-carrier-protein] S-acetyltransferase activity; enoyl-[acyl-carrier-protein] reductase (NADH) activity; [acyl-carrier-protein] S-malonyltransferase activity.
AUGUACGGUUCCGGCCAGCAGACGGGCAUCUCCACGCCCCGCUCUGCGGCAAACCUGCGCCCGCUCAUCCUCUCCCACGGCUCGCUCGAAUACACGCUCCUCAUCCCGACCGCCCUCCACUUCAAUGCACAACAAUUGAGGGACACGUUCAAGUCGACGCUCCCAGAGCCCACCGACGAGCUCGCCCUAGACGAUGAGCCAUCAUCGGUGGCGGAGCUGGUGGCGCGAUACCUUGGCUUUGUCGCGAAGGAGGUAGAGGAGGGGGAGGACCCUGACUCUUUCGAGGAGGUGCUCAAGCUCGUUCUUACCGAAUUCGAGCGUGCCUUCCUCCGCGGCAACGAGGUGCACGCGCUGGCUGCAUCUCUGCCCGGCAUCACCGAGAAGAAGCUGGUCACGGUGCGGUCAUACUACGCUGCUCGCGCGGCGGUAGAGAGGCCAAUCAAGCACCACGAGUCGGCUCUCUUCCGCGAGGCUUCCGACGAGAAUGCCUUCAUCUACGCUGUUCUGGGCGGCCAGGGCAACAUCGAGGAGUACUUCGAUGAACUCCGCGAGAUCUACAACACCUACCCUUCAUUCGUAGAGGACUUUGUUGCGGCCGAGGCACAGCAUCUCCUCGUCCUGUCGCGUGACCCACGCGCUGAGAAGCUCUACUCCAAGGGCCUCGAUGUCAUGCGAUGGCUCAACAACCGAGACUCACAACCCGAUACCGACUACCUGGUUUCGGCACCUGUCAGUUUGCCCUUGAUUGGGUUGACUCAGCUUGCACACUACGUCGUAACGUGCAGAGUGCUCGGCAGCCAUCCUGGCCACGUACGCAGCCGCCUGUCUGGUGUAACCGGUCACUCACAGGGUGUCGUUACAGCCGCCGCCAUCGCCGAAGCUAAGAACUGGGAAUCUUUCGAGCGAUCUGCCAAGAAAGCCAUUGAGAUCCUCUUCUGGAUCGGUGCGCGGAGUCAGCAAGCCUUCCCCAGAACCUCGCUGGCACCGACAGUCUUGCAAGACUCGGACGAGAACGGCGAGGGUGUCCCCACGCCUAUGCUUUCCAUCCGUGAUCUCUCAAGAAAAGCAGUCCAGGACCACAUUGACGCGACAAAUGCCCAUUUGCCCCAAGAUCGGCACAUUGCCAUCUCUCUAGUCAACAGCGCUCGCAACUUCGUAGUCACAGGUCCACCAAUCUCUCUGUACGGUCUCAACCUUCGUUUGCGCAAGGACAAGGCCCCGACUGGCCUGGACCAAACGAGAAUUCCCUACACUGAGCGCAAAGUGCGCUUUGUCAACCGCUUCCUACCCAUCACUGCUCCUUUCCACAGCCCAUAUCUGGUAGAUGCGACCAAGCAGCUCGAAGAUGAUCUCAAGGCAAUCAAGAUCUCUACCGCCGAUCUUGGCAUCCCCAUGUAUGACACACAUACAGGCCAAGACCUUCGCGAGACCGAGAGCGACAACAUCGUGCCUCGCCUUGUCAGCAUGAUCACUGCCGACUCGGUCGAGUGGGAGAAGGCAACUGUCUUCCCCAAGGCUACCCACAUUCUCGACUUCGGCCCCGGUGGUAUCUCAGGUCUCGGAGUGCUCACCAACCGCAACAAGGACGGUACUGGUGUCCGUGUCAUCCUUGCAGGUGCUAUCGAUGGACAAAAUGCCGAAGUUGGCUACAAGCCCGAGAUCUUCGAUCGCGACUUCGAUCACGCUGUUAAGUACGCUGUCGAUUGGGUCAAAGAGCACGGGCCGCGUCUCGUCAAGACAUCUACUGGGCAGACCUACGUCGACACCAAGAUGAGCCGCAUGCUCGGUUUGCCUCCCGUGAUGGUGGCUGGUAUGACGCCCUGCACUGUUCCAUGGGACUUUGUCGCAGCGACUAUGAAUGCCGGCUAUGAGAUCGAGCUUGCUGGCGGUGGCUACUACAAUGAGAAGACCAUGACCGAAGCUAUCACUAAGGUCGAGAAGGCGAUUCCUGCUGGUCGUGGUAUCAGCGUCAACCUCAUCUAUGUUAACCCUCGCGCUAUGGCCUGGCAGAUCCCCCUCUUGGCCAAGCUCAGGGCCGAAGGUGUUCCUAUCGAAGGUCUUACCAUCGGUGCUGGUGUUCCAUCCAUUGAAGUAGCCAACGAAUACAUCGAAACCCUUGGCAUCAAGCACAUUGCCUUCAAGCCUGGUUCCGUCGAGGCUAUUCAGCAGACCAUUAACAUUGCGAAGGCGAACCCUACCUUCCCGGUCUUGAUGCAAUGGACUGGUGGUCGUGGUGGAGGUCAUCAUUCCUUCGAGGACUUCCAUCAGCCCAUUCUGCAGAUGUACAGCCGUCUGCGCAAGUGUGAGAACCUGAUUCUCGUCGCAGGUUCCGGUUUCGGUGGUGCCGAAGACACAUACCCAUACCUCACCGGUCAAUGGUCUACCAAAUUUGGAUACCCACCCAUGCCAUAUGACGGUUGCUUGUUCGGCAGUCGCGUAAUGACGGCGAAGGAAUGCUACACAUCAAAGAUGGCCAAACAAGCUAUCGUUGACGCCCCUGGUCUUGACGACGAGGACUGGGAGAAGACCUACAAGGGCCCAGCUGGAGGUGUCAUCACUGUUCGCUCUGAGAUGGGUGAGCCAAUCCACAAGCUUGCCACUCGUGGUGUCAUCUUCUGGCAUGAGAUGGACCAGAAGAUCUUUAGUCUCGACAAGGCCAAGCGUGUCCCCGAACUGAAGAAGAUGCGCGAGUACAUCAUCGAGAAGCUGAACAAGGACUUCCAGAAGGUCUGGUUCGGCAAGAACAAGAAGGGAGAGUCAGUUGACUUGGAAGACAUGACCUACACUGAGGUUGUCCAACGUAUGGUAGACCUCAUGUACGUCAAGCACCAAUCCCGCUGGAUCGACCAGAGUUUGAAGCGCUUGACUGGCGACUUCAUCCGCCGAUUGGAAGAGCGUUUCAGCAAAGCUAGCAGCGAGUCACUCAUCCAAAACUACGAUGAGCUCAACGACCCCUUCCCAAUGCUCGAGAAGGUCUUCAAGGCUUACCCCGAUGCCGACAACCAGCUCAUCAGCGCCCAAGAUGUGCAACACUUCCUGUUGCUCUGCCAACGUCGUGGACAGAAGCCUGUGCCGUUCGUUCCCGUCCUUGACGAGACCUUUGAGUUUUUCUUCAAGAAGGAUUCACUCUGGCAAUCCGAGGAUCUCGAUGCUGUCGUUGACCAAGACGUUGGCAGGACAUGUAUCCUUCAAGGACCCAUGGCUGUCAAGUACUCCACCAAGGUUGACGAGCCCAUCAAGGAGAUCCUGGAUGGUGUCCACGAGGGUCACAUCAAGCUCCUUAUGCACGACAUCUACGGCGAUGACGAGUCCAAGGUUCCCGUCAUUGAGUACUUCGGUAGCAACCUGCUAGCGCCACCCCAGGGUCUAGAGGUCGAUGGUCUUACCGUCUCAGAGCUCGAGAACAAGGUCAUUUACCGCCUCUCCGCUGCUCCCAACGCCACAAUGCCAGAAGUACACUCAUGGCUGCAACUCCUGGCAGGCUCCAGCUAUUCAUGGAGACAUGCUUUCUUCACUGCGGACAUCUUUGUGCAGGGUCAGCGUUUCCAGACCAACCCUACUUCCAGGGUCUUUGCUCCCACACCUGGCAUGGUUGUCGAAAUUCAGAACCCCAACGAGCCUGCCAAGACUGCCAUCAUCGUCAAGGAGCUGCACCACGGCGGCAAGCUAAUCAAGACCGUCGAAGUCAGCCUCACGAAAGACAGCGAGAUCCUGCUCAACAUCUACGAGGAGCGUACCGCCAUUGGACACGCAGUCGCAUUACCUUUCCGCUUCACCUACCGUCCUGACGUAGGCUACGCGCCUAUUCAUGAGGUCAUGGAUGCCCGAAACGACCGCAUCAAGGACUUCUACUACAAGAUCUGGUUUGGAGAUGAGGCUUGCCCAUUCGAUGCGUCCGUCACUUCACGCUUCGAUGGUGGCCGCGCCACUGUAACAAGUGAGGCUAUCAACGACUUCGUCCACGCAGUCGGAAACAAGGGUGAGGCCUUUGUUGACCGACCUGGCAAGGAAGUUUACGCCCCCAUGGACUUCGCCAUCGUUGUCGGCUGGAAGGCCAUCACCAAGCCUAUCUUCCCUCGCGCAAUCGAUGGUGACCUUCUCAAGUUGGUCCAUCUUUCCAACGGGUUCCGCAUGAUCUCUGGCGCUGAGCCCUUGAAGAAGGGCGAUGUUCUCGACACCACUGCACAGAUCAAUGCUGUCAUCAACCAGGACUCUGGUAAGAUGGUAGAGGUCUGUGGCACCAUCACCCGCGAUGGUAAGCCAGUGAUGGAAGUCACUAGUCAAUUCCUCUACCGCGGCGCAUAUGAUGAUUUCCAGAACACGUUCCAGAGGAAGGUCGAGAAGCCCAUUCAGCUAAACUUGGCUACCAGCAAGGACGUGGCCAUUCUGCGAUCAAAGGAGUGGUUUAACUUUGAGGAGCCUGAGAUCGACCUGCUGAACAAGACCUUGCUCUUCAAGCUCGAGACUGUCGUGCGAUACAAGAACAAGACAGUCUUCUCUGACAUCGAGACUCAAGGAGAGGUCUUGCUCGAACUUCCGACUAAGGAGGUGAUCCAAAUCGCUUCCGUGCAAUACAGCUCGGGCACCGCAUACGGCAACCCCGUCCUCGACUACUUGGAGCGCAACGGAGCUGCGGUUGAUCAGCCAGUGCUGUUCGACAACGCUAUCCCACUUCACGGCAAGGCACCGCUUCAGCUCAAGGCACCUGCUUCCAACGAGAACUAUGCUCGCGUCUCUGGCGACUACAACCCCAUUCACGUCUCACGUGUCUUUGCCAGCUACGCCAACCUACCUGGUACGAUCACCCACGGCAUGUACUCCAGCGCAGCUGUCCGAAGCUUGGUAGAGACCUGGGCCGCCGAGAACAAUGUCGGUCGUGUUAGGAGCUACCACGUCAACCUCGUGGGCAUGGUGCUUCCCGAUGACAUGCUUGAUGUCAAGCUUCAGCACGUCGGUAUGGUGUCUGGUCGUAAGAUCAUCAAGAUUGAAGUCAGCAACCAGGAGACCGAAGACAAGGUCCUCCUUGGCGAGGCUGAGGUUGAGCAACCCACUACCUCAUACGUCUUCACUGGACAAGGAUCGCAAGAACAGGGUAUGGGUAUGGAGCUUUACAACAGCAGUCCUGUCGCCAAGGAAGUCUGGGACCGUGCCGAUAAGCACUUCAUGGACAACUAUGGCUUCGCAAUUACCAACAUCGUGAAGAACAACCCCAAGGAGCUCACCAUUCACUUUGGUGGCCCAGUCGGCAAGGCCAUCCGCCAGAACUACAUGUCCAUGACAUUCGAGACUGUUGCUGCGGACGGCUCCAUCAAGUCUGAGAAGAUCUUCAAGGAGAUUGACGAGAACACCACAUCGUACACCUACCGGUCGCCGACUGGUCUGUUGUCAGCGACUCAAUUCACACAGCCUGCUCUGACACUCAUGGAGAAGGCAUCGUUCGAGGACAUGCGCGCCAAGGGUCUGAUCCAGGUCGAGAGCACAUUCGCUGGGCACUCUCUCGGUGAAUACUCCGCUCUUGCGGCCAUGGCUGAGGUCAUGCCUAUCGAGAGUUUAGUCUCAGUCGUGUUCUACCGUGGUCUUACCAUGCAAGUCGCGGUCGAGCGUGACGAGACCGGUCGCUCCAACUACUCCAUGUGCGCUGUCAACCCCAGCAGGAUCUCCAAGACCUUCAACGAGCAAGCUCUCCAAUACGUUGUCGAGAACAUUGCCGAGACAACCGGAUGGCUUUUGGAGAUUGUGAACUACAACAUCGCCAACAUGCAGUACGUUGCUGCCGGUGACCUCCGCGCUCUCGACUGCCUUACUGGCGUGACAAACUACCUCAAGCAACAGAAGAUCGACAUCCAAGCACUCAUGCAGACUCUGUCGCUAGAGGAAGUCAAGAACCACCUGGUUGAGAUCAUCAAGGGUUGCGCCGAGCAGACAGAGGCCAAGCCCAAGCCGCUCGACCUGCAGCGUGGCUUCGCUACCAUCCCGCUCAAGGGUAUCGACGUACCCUUCCACUCGACCUUCUUGCGAUCCGGUGUCAAGCCCUUCAGGUCUUUCCUUCUUAAGAAGAUCCACAAGACCUCCAUCGACCCCAGCAAGCUAGUCGGAAAGUACAUCCCCAACGUAACCGCGAAGCCCUUCGCGUUGACCAAGGAGUACUUCGAGGACGUGUACAAGCUCACCAACUCACCCAAGAUCGGCAACAUCUUGGCCAACUGGGAGAAGUACGAGGAGAGUGGUAAAGAGGAGACCAAGACUGAGGCUGCUGCGUGA